This is a messenger RNA of Ostrinia nubilalis (European corn borer), 2163 nucleotides long. RefSeq names its product torso-like protein (gene tsl). The record is from RefSeq and is a predicted model, not a curated record. Lineage: Eukaryota; Metazoa; Arthropoda; Insecta; Lepidoptera; Crambidae. The transcript has 8 exons. The coding region runs from base 373 to 1527 and encodes 384 amino acids.
GCGAUCAAGUCGAGUACUAGACGGUUGAGAAGUAAACAUUUAGUCGUCCGCUCGUUUUGCCGCAGUAGGGUUGUUCUCGCGAUCUAAAAAUACCGCGGCCGCGUCGAGUUUUAUCGAAAAAAAAACAAGUUCCCAAUGACAGUAAGUGAGUAGUUAAAACUCUCCAAAUAAUCCAAGUGAACCGUGACUGUGCUGUUAGUUUAACUAACUUUUAGAAUACCGUUUAUUUGGUGUUUUCGCGGUAAUCCGUUGUAUUGUUAGUGGUUCAAUGUUGCACCUAUAAGAGGAUGUUAUCACUACCGUCCAUGCUUCUAGGAACACACUGUUUUGAACUUUGAUGGGAUUUAACAACCGGUGGGCGGUGUCGGUGUGAUGGUGCGGGCGUCCACGGUGCUGCUGCUGGUUGCUCUGGCUGGCGCCGCCGCCGUGGACUCCGAGCUGGGCGUCGGGAAGGCCAUCAACAUAUUCAUGAGAUAUGGCUACCUCAGCAUAUGCAUGCGAGUCGUGCCGCGAAACGACACCGAAGGCUGGGUGUUCCGCGAGCCAACCGUCAGCGUGUUCCGUGACGUGGAACGCUUCACAGUCGCGCCGAAGCCUCGCCAGCCGAAGACGCUGUUCGACGGAGACUUCCACAUGGAGUUCUGCGAUAACUUGAAGCAGCUGCUGCAGGCGUACUUUAGGGACUUUACUUUUGAGAGAUUGGAGCGGCCAUGGCGUGCGUUCACGGCGGGCUGGCCCACGGACAUCAUGGCGCGAAACCUCGGCAUCAACUCCUCCUUCAUCAACGGCGACCACUGCUAUGUGCUGGUCAGGGUGUCAAGAUUCCGCGAAACAGCCAAGUUAAGCGACUUGCCAUCCAACAUAUCGAUCGAGGACGUGGUGUUCGAGGCCAUCCAGGAGUCCGCUAUAGGAGACACGGUAUCCAUAGCCGACUUCAUUCGCAAGUACGGCUCGCACUACAUAGCUUCGUACGUCACUGGUAACUCCUUGUAUCAGGUGUUCGUAUACACAAGGAGCGUGUACUCCAGGAUUAAGGAGCGUGUCAAACUAAAGGGCGUGUCAGACAUCCCGCAGACGGAGAUGAACAACUUCUUCUCGCCGAUAUUUGCGCAGCAUGUCGGAGCUGUCAAGGUGUUUGUGUUCUCUAGAACGGCCUACUCUAUGAUUAAAGAGCGGCUAAAGAGCAAGGGCGUGGCCGACAUUACUGCCAAGGAAUUGGAAGGGUAUUUCUCGCCUUGGCACGCGAAGCAUAUAGGCCAGAUCAAGGUCGCCAGUGGAAAUAAAACAGUUGAAAGCUGGGCAAUGAAGCGACUCCGAGUCCACUACUACAUAUUCUCAUACCCCAGCCUCCUGAAACUUCAUGGAGAACCAGCCCUACUGAGAAACCUCGACAGUCUCCUAGGAAACGAAGCCUUAUUACAACUAGAAUUAAAGACAUUAUCGCCUGCCUUCAAAGAUGCCAAGAAGAAAAAGUGGUUCGAGGAGGUCAUAGACAAUUAUUUAAAAUUGUGGGAGAGUAAUAUGUGAUGAACGGAUACAAAUAGGUUAAUUAAUAUUAGACAAUAAAUUGUAAUUUGUAAUGUGAUAGAUCAAUACAAUGAAUUGACGAUGAUGGGUUAAGGUCAUUUACAUUGCUACGUGCCAUGCGUGAUACAUAAAAAUACUGUGUCUGUGUCUGCCACGUACUAAUGUGAAUUUACCUUUAGUAUUAGUAUUUUGAUGAUCAUCAUAGGUAAUUUAUAAUUAACUGGUCACAAAUAGAUUGUAAUAAAUAAGUAUACAGGGUGUUAGGUAAAUGGGUAUAUGAACCGACACUAGCCCAUGUUAACAUGGGCAUAUAAAUGGUAUGGUGAAGUCAGAAAAUUGAUAUCUUUAUUUUAAUUAUUUUAAUUUUCAUACAAAUCGGAUUUUAUAAAAUUUAUUUUGUAUGAAAAUAAAAUAAAAUAAAAUGGUGAUAUCUUUCUGACUUCACCAUACCAUUUAUAUGCCCAUGUUAACAUGGGCUAGUGUCGGCUCAUAUACCCAUUUACCUAACACCCUGUAGAUGGCAUACAAUAUUUUGCUAUAGUAACAUGCCAAAUAUAACUAAAUACCUUCCUAAAUUUAUUUAUUUGACUUCUAUUUAAUGAAUUUACGAAGUACAAUAAAUGGAAUUAAAAAAUU